CGGGCUGACAGAGCACGGCAGCGGGGUGGCCUGGAAUGAAAGCCACCACUGCCGGCUGCUUGCCGGGCUGGUACCCGACCAGUUCCAGAUGUGCCGGAGGAACCUGGAGGUGAUGCACAGCAUCGUUCAGGCUGCCCACCAGACCAAGAGCGUCUGCCAGAAGACCUUUGCAGAUAUGAGGUGGAACUGCUCCUCCAUCCAACGUGCCCCCAGCUUUGGCCCUGACCUGCUGAAAGGAACCCGGGAAUCUGCCUUUGUCUACGCGCUGGCUGCCGCCACUGUCACACACUCCAUCGCCCAAGCCUGCACCUCGGGAGAGCUCCCUCUCUGCUCCUGUGGCUCCAUCCCCUCGGAGGUCCCCGGGCCAGACUUCAGAUGGGGUGGCUGUGGGGACAACCUGCGCUACGGUCUCCAGCUUGGCGCCGCUUUUGCCGAUAGUCCUUUAAAAUCCAUCAAGCUGGGGACACAAGCGCUCAAGGCCGUGAAUCUGCACAACAACGCGGCGGGUAGGCAGGUGCUGAGUGACUCCCUGGAUACCAAGUGUAAAUGCCAUGGGGUUUCAGGCUCCUGUUCGGUGAAGACCUGUUGGAAGGGACUGCCAAACCUGGAUGAAAUUGCCUCUGAUCUCAAGUCCAAGUACCUGGCAGCCAUCAAGGUGACCCACCGGCUCAUAGGGGCCAGAAAGCAGCUGAUAUCCAAAGAAAUGGACAUCAGGCCAGUGAGAGAGACGGAUCUGGUUUAUCUCAUCAACUCUCCUGACUACUGCAUGCCAAAUCUGCACCUGGGGUCUCUGGGGACACAGGAUAGGCCGUGCAACAAGACCUCCACGGGCAGCGACAGUUGCAACCUGAUGUGCUGCGGCCGUGGCUACAACACCUACUCGGAGGAAGUGGUGGAGCGGUGUCACUGCAAGUAUCACUGGUGCUGCUACGUGGUGUGCAAGAAGUGUCGGCGGAAGGUGGAGAGAUACGUCUGCAAAUAA
Molecule: messenger RNA, 982 nt
Organism: Eurypyga helias (sunbittern)
Lineage: Eukaryota; Metazoa; Chordata; Aves; Eurypygiformes; Eurypygidae
Gene: WNT11
Product: wingless-type MMTV integration site family, member 11
Exons: 4
Biological process (GO): cell fate commitment; multicellular organism development; neuron differentiation
Cellular component (GO): extracellular region
Molecular function (GO): frizzled binding; cytokine activity
Source: RefSeq, a predicted model, not a curated record